AUUUAGAGAGAAUGAGGGUCGGCGAGAUUUGGGAGUAUUAGGGUUUUGCGGCUCUUUUAGAAAGAAAAGGUUAAAAGAGGAUAAGGAGAGUGAAAAAAACGCAGUCGACAAGAGCAGCACGAUGAAGCCGAAGACCAGUGUUCUACCGUUGGAUGAGUGUGAUGAAGUGUUGGACGAGUGGUACAAAGAGGUGUGUUACUGUGGUGGGAUAGUGGAAUAUUACCCGAUAGAGGGCAGUUACGUUUUACUCGACACCCCAAUGCAGAUUUGGGAUCAAAUCAAGAGCUUUCUUGAUGCUGAGAUGAAAAAUAUGAACGUGAAGAAGUGCCACUUCCCACUCACCUCAGAGGUGGACUCUUGGGCAGACGUUCUGAAGAAAUCAAUGUAUCCGUAUCUCAGAAAGUGGAUCAGGUUUCCCUCACACUUGCCUUUGAAGCUGAACCAAUGGUGCAAUGCUCCAAGGCAUAAGCUCAUCAACCCGACUCCGUUUCUCAGGUGCCGUGAAUUCAUGUGGCAAGAAGGACACGGUGCCUUUGCCACUAAGAAAGAGGCCUACGUUGAUCUCCUUAAAGUCUUGGAAAUGUAUCGCCGCCUCUACGAAGAAUUACUUGCUGUACCGGUUCUUCUAGGCCGGAAGAGCGAAAAUGAGAAGCAAGUUGGUGGACUAUACUCCACUUCUGCUCAGGUUUUCAUUCCCGAAACCGGCCAUGGUGUGGAAGGUGCUUCAGCCCACUGUUUGGGACAGACCUAUGCCAAGACUUUCAACAUCUUGUUCGAGGAUAAGAAUGGAGAGAAGGCAAUGGUGUGGCAGACAUCUUGGGACCUCAAUACCACUGCGAUUGGGCUGAUGCUUAUGAUUCAUGGAGAUGACAAAGGUUUGGUGCUCCCUCCUAGAGUUGCACCUGUUCAAGUUGUCGUGAUUCCAGAGAUCUGCCAAGGAGUUGAUGCCAAAAGAAUAUAUGAUGCUUGUGAGGAUAUUGCCUUGAUCUUGGAAAGAUCUAGCUUCUGUGUUGAAGUGGAGAAACGUCGGAACAUUCCUCUCUCUACCAGGCACACACUGUGGGAGCGGAAAGGAGUUCCACUGAGAAUUCAGAUUGGACCUGCACAGUUGGACAACAAUACGGCUGUCUUAGUUAGACGCGACGAUGGAUGUAAGAAAUCCGUCUCGAGAGACAGUUUGGCCGAUGAUGUCCAUGCCAUUCUGGAAGAUAUCCAAGGCAGCCUCUUCAAGAAGGCCAAAACGAAGAGGGAUUCUUGCGUGGAAGAGGUGGAGGAUUGGGCGCAGUUCCUCAAAGCGUUGAAGAAGAGACGUCUUGUUCUCGCUCCGUGGUGCGAUGAAGAGGGAGUCGAGAUGGACAUCAAGAGACGCUCAGAUGGAUUGGCAAAGCAUUUUGGGACGCCAUUCUCUCAGCCACCAAUGAGUCUAGGAACUCUUUGCUUUGCUUCUGGGAAGCUUGCAAAGAGUUGGUCCUACUGGACUUGGACUUCUUGCUGAAGAGGUUUGGAUGAAAGACUCAGGAGGUUUAGGUGUGGUUUAGGUGUUUCAUGCUCCUUUUUGGUUAUUUUUUUGGGGCUUGAAAGUUUAACUCUUUUUCACCAACUCUCAUUUUCUUAUUUAAAAGAAAAUACCAACAACUCU
Messenger RNA from Arabidopsis arenosa, 1639 nucleotides. NCBI's taxonomy places the organism in Eukaryota, Viridiplantae, Streptophyta, Magnoliopsida, Brassicales, Brassicaceae. The record is from the annotation of a GenBank genome assembly.